AUGAAGCCAGUGGUAGCAUCAGGUAAGGCCUGGUUUUGCACAGUUGUUUCUGCAUUUGGUAUUGUCAUUUUGUCAGUAAUUGCUCAUCUGUUUAACAUCGGACAUGAAUCGUUUGUUGGAUCGAUCAACGACCCAGAAGAUGGUAAAGCAGUCGCUCACACCGUCUUCAUUGCAGUGCUGGUUUACGUAGCAUUCUUCGUGUUCUGCGGUUCCCAAAUUUGGCUGGCCAAGAAGAAUUCAUCUAUCGAACUACGUUGA
Messenger RNA from Lachancea nothofagi CBS 11611, 258 nucleotides. NCBI's taxonomy places the organism in Eukaryota, Fungi, Ascomycota, Saccharomycetes, Saccharomycetales, Saccharomycetaceae. The record is from the annotation of a GenBank genome assembly.